UCGCCGCCAGUGCGGCGAGUUUCGAAACAUUCAGUGUAUUUGUUAUUCCUGUUCUGAACGUUUUACGGCUGGAGGUGUUCCGAGACAGCACGCACUAGCAGCGCGGCACAGGAAAGCAAACGAGAGAAGAAAAAAUAUACUGUCAGACAAACAACUGCGAGGCAAUGCUGCCAUUAUGCUAUUGAAAACUGAAGGGAAAAAUCGAAAAACAACAUAAUCUUGAGCAGUAGAUAAACUAUCGUUUGAAUAUCAAUCAAUUUGUGUUAGAUAAACUGUACACAAAAUUGAGUUUCCCUCUCAAGUGGAAAAUAGUACAAAAUUACACAAACGUUAGUCACAUUCAAAUGGCAUCACUGCAUCUGAAUGUGUGUGCGAGACUAUCAAACACAACUAACAGAAGAUGAAUUAAAAAAGUGUUGAUUUCUUUACGUUUCUCCUUUCCACUAUUUAAAAUCUCACAUUUUUUAUUCUGAGCUCAACACGCACCAAAACGCGCGAUAAUUGUUUAUGUUACAACUAAAAAUAUACGAACUUCUUCGCCUCUUCACCCUGCUUCCGAGUGCUGCCUUCAUCUCAGCAGCAUUGCUCCAACUAACAUGAUCUGGUUUUAAAUUUUGGUUACUUCUCCAAGUAUACUAGUCUUCCUGUAAUAAAUAAAUUUUACUACCGUUUAUGUGGCACAAGCUUGUCAUGACACCUGAUCGGUAGAACAGCUACCUCACACGUGUACUGGAGUCAAGGUAUUCCGAAUUGUCUCCUACGACGAACCACAAAGACUGUCGUGCAGACAAAAGUGUGUCUAUGUGUCCAAAUCAUACGGAAGAGGUUUGGUCAGACCAUUGAAAUUUUGCCAUCAACGCGGCGGCAUCAGUGGCCAAUUCACCUACAACAAAGUCAUCAUCCGCAGCGGUAUCGUCGACAACGGUCAACUCACACUUACAUCCAAAUUGAAAAAAAAAAGUACACGAAGAAGAGGAAAAUAAACAGGUUUUAAUCGAGAGUGCUACGAAAAGCCCAGAAAUCAGAAGAAGACUAAGCCGUCGUUGAAGAAUAAGUCAAGUUUUACACAUGAAAAGCGCCGACAAAUCCGAGAAGAGAUUGUGUGGACGCGGUAGCAAGAAAGAGUUGGUCUGACAACAUUAGAGUCAGCAAGCGGCUAAUUAUUUUAUUGUGAUGUUUCCCGACCCGCGCCAAUUCCUCACCUAGUGCUUCCUACAGCAUCGCAAAUCAAAUUAAAAUUCGAAAAAAGGUGGCCUAUGUUUUUACCGAAAACAAAAAGUGUUGUGUUGAAUGCGUUAUUGUUUCCAAGCUCUAUGCGAAAGUCUAAAAAAUGUGAUUUGAAAUAAGCUUAGAUGAAUUAAAGGUGCUUAUUUUACGAUACUAAUAAAAUUGAACCGCAUAUGAAAAAGAAGUUGUGUUUGAUGACACAAUAAUUGGAUUACGGUUAUGUGCUGUACUGAGGAUAAAAAAUUGAGAUAACUCAAAACUCACCUAUUGGAACACACACAACGAUUUCGAUAAAGGAGACUUAUUUUCAUUGCUGCUGAUAAAACCGCAGACCUGUUAUCCAAAUAUCAAUUGGGAUAACCACAAUUGAGUUGCACCUCACAGGAAGGAAAACGCAAUCUUUCAAUCGAGUGAAACUUUUCGGCGCCAAUUUUCAAUGCAGUCAGCUUUGCCUCGAAGGACGUGUGAACGCUAACCUUCGCCAAAUCGUCUUCCGUGCCGGCCAUCCGCAAACCGCAAACAGUUUUCCGAUGAGUCAGUACAACUCAUACAAAUUUGAUGACACUGCCUGCCUGUCUAGUGGACCUAGACCACCCGUACCAGGAAAAGAAAGUCGUCGUAAGAUGACGGACAACCUGAAUACGGAAAAAUCCCGCGACUCGCCACCGAACUACUGUCGGUGGUCGCAGAAGCUAUCGAGCCUGCUGGAAGAUGUGGACGGUGCGGAACUGUUCAAGCGUUUCGUCGAGCUGCAGGGGGAUGAACACUCGAACCAGCUCAACUUUUACUUCGCCUGCGAGGGUCUGAAGCAGCAGCGGGACAACGACAAAAUGACCCAGCUGAUCGGUGCAAUAUACAAGCGUUUUUUAAAGCGGGCCCCACGCGGCUCGAAGCUUCAUGUUAGCGAUCAGAUGCGCAACAUGAUCAAAGCUGGGCUGAAAAAUGAGAUCGUUCUGGCUCCGGACAUCUUUGAUCAGAUGCAGGCUGAUGUGGCGGCGGUCAUUAGCAGUACGACCUAUCCUAACUUUCUGCAGUCCGAUUUGUUCAUACAGUAUAUUCAAAAUAUGCAAACGAGCAGCGGCAGCGGAAGCGGGGCACCCAGCUGUGUCGGAGUACCGUUGGGAAUAUCAGGAACUUCCACCGGUACGAUGUCAUCGAUGACGAACAGUAGCUCUAUGUCGGAACUGGUGAUGCAUAGUUCCGCUGCUUUGCCAACGCUCCACGAAGAUUCCGAACUAGUCAACGCCGAUUCGAUCGAACAGCUGUACGGGGCUCUUGGGCCUGGUAUCGCCGGCAGUAGCAUAUCCGUUUCCUCUAGCGUCAGUGGAGCUGGUAGUGGCACUUUGCCCGCCGGGAAACCGGCAAUGACGCUGACCAAGGAUGCGCUUAUGGCUACACAGAAGAGACGUCUCGAGAUGAGACCACCCGGAGCACACGGAUAUUCUGUGUAUAUGAACUAUGCAUCCUAUAACCCGGUCUCCCGCCGUGACUCGGAACUGGCCAGUCUCAGUUCGGGUAGAACAGAGUCCGACAAGAUGCCACCACCGGCCAUGUACCACGACGGUCAGUCUCACACGCAACGAAGGCACCAAUCCCGGCAGCAUUCGGCACUCGAGCAAAGACAAAUCAACGAGAACGUUAUUUUUAACGACAAUCUUAAGCAUAUACCUCGAAGUCAGCGCGUGCAUCCGAAAGUGCUAUCUACUGAACAGUUUCAAACUGAACUAAUGCAGAAACUGCUGGCAGUACAGCAGGCACAGGAGAAAGAAGGUGAAGUCAUCAGAAAGGUUCGAGAGAUUGACCAAAUAGACAAGAACCAGAGUAACCGAUCAUUUGCGGAUGCCAUUCGACAGAAGCUUCAAGUGGAAGACGAUAAUGAUCAGGAUAUCCUAGAUAAACAUGUGUCCAGGGUAUGGUCGGAUCUUACGCCCAGUCGAUCGCCAGACAUUAUGUCACCCUGUCCUAACAUUAACCGCACGCGGCGUUACGAGUUAGCAAGUUUCGCUAGUGGAUCGAUUAGUGCACAAUCGUCAAUGCGACAUUCGAAGUCAAUGCCAGAAGGUCACCCCUUGAGUAUGGCUGGUCCUGCUGCACCACCUUUGCCUCGAAACAAACCGUUGAACAACAAAUGGCCUUCGGUUUAUACCGACAGUGGGAUCAGCUUGCUGUCGACGGAUACCCUAAGCAAGUAUAGCAGCAAGGAUAUGCCGCCCAACAUGAGUACAAACAGUUCGCGACCACUUUCCCGAACGAUGCACGCCGACAUGUCGAUCGGAAACACCACCCACCUAUUGCAGGAGUCCAGCAGGCGGCUGGACGACGAAGCGAGAAGAUCGAAACGACAUCAGCACCCGCUACCGCCUCUGCCAUUGCCACCAGCUGCCACCUCCAGUUCACUAGUGCCACCACCAAUACCUGCCAAACCACAGAGCUCAACGGCAACGGAAUUCACCGUCGUAGUUUACUUGUUCUGCGACGAAGAGGUACCGUACCGGAUAAAAAUCCCCGGUAGCCAUCCGCCUACGCUCAAGCAGUUCAAGGACUAUCUACCCAAAAAGGGAAACUAUCGAUUUUUCUUCAAAACUCGCUGCGACGAUUUGGAUAGUCCGGUGAUCCAGGAGGAGAUCAGCAACGACAACGAAGUGCUACCCCUGUUCGAGGGUAAAGUGAUGGGAACGGUCAAACCGUUGGACUAACUCGUGACUCGGGACACUAUCAGAAAGGUAUACUGUGCUACGAUGUCACGUUUAACCACUGAGGCUUGGUGGCCUAUAGAAAGAAGCAUUUGGCCAAGCGUUGAGCGUUUCUUCCAUUACACAGUUCUGCGCUCUUUUUUUUCGGCUGGUAUUCGGUGAUGCCAAUUCAAUGUAACGAUAUUCUUAUGUUCCGAACGCUUCUUCGCUGGUGAAAUUUAAUUGUAAAAAUUUUAACGAACGCUCAGACUUGUUUAUGACGAAAAUCUUUAAAAUCGCUUGGAAAUAUGUAACAGUUAAAGUGCCUUGGUAAAAGUUAAAAACUACCCUAAUGUAAACAAAUCUGAAAUGGACAAUGGGAGGAAGGUGUUGUUCAGCAGUGUGCAUGAAACAUUUUUAAUGAAACAGAAGGUGCACCUAGCAAGUGGAAAGCAUCUCCGCAUUUCCAUUGGUACUGAUUUAUAUCAAAACGUCAACUACGAUUGCCAUGCGGUAUCGAAACAAAAAAAUAAACGAGAGCUGACCAAAAUAGGAUGUAUAAAAAAAGAAUGUCGCAGAAAUAGCAAUAUAUAUCUUUCAAAUAACGGAGAGAAUUGGAGUCUAACAGUAUUUUUCCUGUAAUUUAGUAACGUUAUUUUUAGACGAAGAACACGGCUCGAAAAGUCGUGCUGUAUGCAAUAAUUUACACAUUUAUUUAUUUUAUGUCCAAUGAAAUUGCCUUCCCAUCGUGACAAACGCGACCUGAACUUGGCCACCCGUCAAGCUCAUGCUCCACAAUCUAAGUCGACAUUUUAGCAAACUGUUAUGUUCUUGCUCGCAGUUGAAUCCAGUGUAUAGACAAUAACUGUGCCGAUUGAUAGCAGAGACAACAUGAGAUCUGCAUUCUCAUGGUCUCACCAUGUUCUCCUCUUCUGUCCUAAUAAGGAAGGAACGUUGAUACGUUGGAAAGAUAAGACUCAUUUGGAUAGGAUAAGGCGUUAACGAUAACUGAAUUAGUGGUUCGAAUUAUCCAAAUUGAACAUUUCUCAGAGCAUCCUUACACAGCCUUACGUUGCAUACAUGAUUGUUUAAUUCUUUCGCAUAUAGUGAACGUGUCUAUCUUGCGGUUCAGAGGAACAGCAAAAAAGGUUGAAUCGUGGUUGCGAGAAAUAUUUAGAAGCUUAUACCCAUAUUACGAUAGGCAAGUAAUGAAAGCUAUUAUAAC
Molecule: messenger RNA, 5124 nt
Organism: Wyeomyia smithii (pitcher-plant mosquito)
Lineage: Eukaryota; Metazoa; Arthropoda; Insecta; Diptera; Culicidae
Gene: Axn
Product: axin
Exons: 11
Coding region: 1758-3923 (721 amino acids)
Biological process (GO): negative regulation of canonical Wnt signaling pathway
Source: RefSeq, a predicted model, not a curated record